AUGAUCGCCAAAGAACUACCUUCCGGCUGCGCCGUCUGUAACCAGAAGGAAGAUCUUCUCCAAUGCUCUGGCUGCAAGGUGUUGUCUUACUGCGGCCGGGACCACCAAGUCGCUGAUCGUCCAGCCCAUAAAUCCGCUUGCAUCGCCAUCAAAAAAGCACGUGGCAAGAUGGAGGAAGGGGAGCAGAUUCUACGAGAUCACCCUGGAGAUUUUUUGAUGCCUGCGGACCCCUUCACCAACAGUGUCGGGAACUUCUGGGGCGUGUUCCCAACUCGCGACUAUAUGCGAGCACGGUUUGCACUGGUCAAAGCCAUGGCUGAGGUCGACAAUGCCGAAUCCGUCAAAGCGCAGCUGGACCAUCUUAUGGAUAUGCUACGUUUGUGCCGCAGUGAUAACAUGGGCGUGCGAGACCUUGUGCCCGGGCUCAUGCUUCGUCUCAACAAGGACCAGGAAUGCUACGACUUCAUCAAGUGGUGGGCCGUCAUCGAUGACAAUCCACGGUACGCCUGGGGAGAUCCUGAUUUUCCCUACCUCGAUAUCAAAAACGCCGAUAUUUUCGAACCUGUGAAUCGAUUCUGUGGUCAGUUCCCUGAUCUCAGUCACUUAGUUUGCCUUUGCCUCUUGAAGAUCAAGUUGCUCUUCGAGGUUAUGAGGCUAGAGCAGUCGACUGCGAGCCUGGGCCCAACCGUUCCUAGCGAGAUCCUCGAUCUCAUCCAGUCAUCAGUUCCUCGGAGCCCCGCCGUGCGAGUGUCCCACGGCAUCAUGUCCGGUGAUCGCGAUGUCCGCAAGACCAUUAUUUCCAAGUUGAAGGCGCAGCUCAAUGUCGUAUUCGACGCGGUCGUGGAAGCUAACGAGCAUUUCUGGCCCGCUCUUAUUGAUACUGACAUUGAUUUGACUGAAAUUCCCCAAUUCUACUCACAUGGUAGCGUGGAAGAAAUGAUCUUAGUCCUGCGUUACAACUAUGACGCCUGGAUUGAGUCGCCCGGGGCGCUUAGCUUCAUAGAAGCAAAGGUUCACGGUAAAAUUUGA
Molecule: messenger RNA, 1029 nt
Organism: Penicillium brasilianum
Lineage: Eukaryota; Fungi; Ascomycota; Eurotiomycetes; Eurotiales; Aspergillaceae
Source: the annotation of a GenBank genome assembly